Molecule: messenger RNA, 642 nt
Organism: Momordica charantia (bitter melon)
Lineage: Eukaryota; Viridiplantae; Streptophyta; Magnoliopsida; Cucurbitales; Cucurbitaceae
Product: GATA transcription factor 15-like
Biological process (GO): regulation of DNA-templated transcription
Molecular function (GO): zinc ion binding; sequence-specific DNA binding
Source: RefSeq, a predicted model, not a curated record
ACACCUUCCGCCUCCUCCUCGCUUUCUCUUAAAAAGUUCUUCCCUUGAUCCGAUCAUGGCCUCCGUCAUUGAUCGCCCCGAUCCCUCUGCUUCGACCUUCCAUCCCUCUCUAAUGGGUAUUUCGAAUCAGAGUCAGCUUAAGUCGGAAUCUCAGAAACAGAGGAGCUGCGUCGACUGCCACGCCACCAGAACGCCGCUCUGGAGGGGCGGCCCUGCCGGGCCAAGAUCGCUGUGUAAUGCGUGUGGGAUUAGACACAGGAAGUUCAAGAUGAGCAGUGGGGGAGUGAAUAAGAGCCGGAAGGGGAAGAAAUUGGGAAAUGGGGGUUCGUUGAAGCUCACGGUGGUGGAUUUUCGGAGAGAGAUAGUGCUACACAGUGCGGGGGCGACGAUGGCGGAUCGAGUUGCAGACGGGAUCGGAGAAGAUGAACAGGCGGCGGCGAUGCUUCUCAUGGCUCUCUCUUCCGGCUAUGUAUAAAAAGUUUUAAGUAAUUAAAAAGAGUGGACGACGGCUUUUUGGGAAUUUACAGUUUUUUUUUUUAAAUAUGGGAAUUUACAGUUUCGUCUCUUAAUUUUGUAUGGAAAGAGAUUUUCAGUGUAGGAUUUAGAAAUAAUAAUAAUGGAAGAUUUUAUUUUUUCUUUUAC